Messenger RNA from Lodderomyces orthopsilosis Co 90-125, 702 nucleotides. RefSeq names its product Cwh8p (gene CWH8). The transcript has a single exon. NCBI's taxonomy places the organism in Eukaryota, Fungi, Ascomycota, Pichiomycetes, Serinales, Debaryomycetaceae. Gene Ontology annotation, molecular function: sphingosine-1-phosphate phosphatase activity. The record is from RefSeq and is a predicted model, not a curated record. Bases 1 to 702 code for a protein of 233 amino acids.
AUGUCCGAUAUAGCACCGCCAGUUAUACCGAAUCAUAUACCAUUCGAUCAAACCUAUGUUCUUUACGACCCCAAUGAUGUAAUAUCCAUCAUAUCAGUUCAAUUUACAUUACUUCCGGUAUACAUCAUGGUGUUUUACCUACUGUGGUUCCUAGUCACGAGAGAAAUCGAGCCUGUUAUCGUUGUAGCUGGACACUUGUGUUCGGAAAUUGUCAAUAAGAUUUUGAAAAUUUUACUCAAGAACCCAAGACCUGAUUUCCACCGUGAAUUUGGUAGUGGUGGCAGUCUUAGUUAUGGGAUGCCAAGUGCUCAUUCUCAAUUUAUUGGAUUUUUCGCUGCUUAUUAUGUAUGUGUAAUUGUAUUUAAAGUUGGUCAUUUAAAGAAGUGGCAAAGGGUAACAUGGUUAGCGGUUUUGACUUUUGUUGGAUUAUGUGUUGCUGGAUCACGAGUUUAUUUGAUGUAUCAUACUUGGCAACAAGUUGUUGUUGGAGUCACUGUUGGUAUUGUGUUUGGGAUUUUCUACUUUAUAUUCAGCUCAUUGGUGAGAGAUAUGGGAAUUGUUGAUUGGGCGUUGAACUGGCCGUUGAUCAAGUACUUCAAUGUCAAAGACUCUUAUCAUCAUUGCUAUCAAACAUUUAAAGAUGAGUUUGAUACUUACUUGCAACAAAGGCAUAGAAUCAAAAAGUUAAAAAAGAAUAUAUGA